Messenger RNA from Darwinula stevensoni, 1596 nucleotides. The record is from the annotation of a GenBank genome assembly. NCBI's taxonomy places the organism in Eukaryota, Metazoa, Arthropoda, Ostracoda, Podocopida, Darwinulidae.
UUUUGACUUCCUUUUAGGACCCGAGGACGAUGUUCCUGGGUGAAUUUCCCUUUCCAUGGGGUGCAUUCUCAUGGUUUCAUAACUAGGAAGGCAUGAUGAAAAAGGCAUAUCAUGCAAGGAGGCACAUUUUUUUUACCGUGCAAAGUACUUCUUAAUUAUGUGUGAUAUCAAGGCUCACCUCUACAGAACGUUUUUCUGACAUUGUUAGGUUUGUUAUAUGUUGAAAGCAUCCUGCCACUUGGUGUAACCUAUUGUUGCCUUUGUGUACAAUGCCCACACUUGUCAAAACAAUGGAGAAUCCUGAUAUUCCUGAGAUCAGGGUUAAAACAGCUUACAAUGGAGAGAUCAUGAUCACAUACAUUGUUCCCAAUGUCACCUUGGAGGAUUUCCUUGCCGAAAUGAGGGAGAUGUGUCAUUUUCAGCCAGAACAAAGGUUCACGAUGAAAUGGGUGGAUGAAGAGGGUGAUCCCUGCACAAUAUCUUCUCAAGAAGAACUUGAUGAGGCCCUCAGGUUGUAUGAACUCAACAAGGAUUCUGAACUCACCAUUCAUGAGAGCAUAUACCGUAGAGGAGCUCGACGCUGGCGGAAGCUGUAUCGUGUCAAUGGACACAUCUUUCAGGCAAAGCGCUUCAACAGGAGGGCCUUUUGUGCCUACUGCCAUGAUCGGAUCUGGGGCCUUGGGAGACAGGGUUUCAAAUGCCUUCAGUGCAAAUUACUCAUCCACAAGAAGUGCCACAAGCUUCUGAAGGGAACUUGUAACAGUUACGACAAUGACUCUGUCCGAUUUGGUCAACCGGGUUUCAAUCAGUCCUGGCAGAGUGGUGAUUCAUCUGUCUCUACUGCCAAUGGAGAUGCUUCUGGCCUAAGCUCAAAGCGUGGCUCCAUGAUGGAACCAACUGGCAAAGGUCCAGCUUCCACCACGCCAUCUGCAGAAUCCCAGAAGGUUGAAGAAGAGGGAGCUGAAUCAUCUGGGCAGUACCGUCUCGAUGACUUUGACCUGGUGCGUGUCAUUGGACGUGGGAGCUACGCCAAGGUUCUGAUGGUGGAGCUGAAGAAGACCAAACGCAUUUAUGCCAUGAAAGUAAUCAAAAAGGAACUUGUGACAGACGAUGAGUUGGAGGGGAAGCAGGUGACGCCGCCGUAUAAGCCCCGGCUGGAGAAUCCGAGGGACCUUGCCAAUUUCCCGCCCGAGUUCACCGACGAGCCCGUCCAGCUGACCCCGGACGACCAGAAAGUGAUCGAGAAGAUCGAUCAGUCGGAGUUCGAGGGGUUCGAGUACGUGAAUCCUUUGCUCAUGUCGCUCGAAGAUUGCGUCUAGGUGCGAUUCCAAGCCUGGCAUUUCGUUUUUUUUAUAUGUUAUAUGCAGUUUCGAUGAGGUUCUUCCACUGUUUAUUCACUCGUUAUUCAUUCCAGUCGUUUGUACAUAAAGUAGAUGGUCUUCCACGGAGCGGAUUUAUCCGGAAAAUGCUAUUUAUCCGGAGGAAAUGCUAUUUUUUCAGGCAUCUAUUUUUUUUUUGGUUCGAUGGUUCUUGUAUUUUUUCUAUCCCGAAAACGAAAUUAUCUCGCCAAAUCGAAGAAUAAAGGAGUCUGAGAAA